AUGGGCGAGCUUCAUCUGCAGAUCUACGUGGAGCGUAUGAAGCGUGCAUACAGCGUGGACGUGGAGACUGGCGCGCCGCAAGUGAACUACCGCGAGACGAUUCGCCAGCGCAGCGAGUUCGACUACUUCCAUAAGAAGCAAACUGGCGGGGUGUUUGGGUCAAUACGCGCGUGUGCUUGCUCGAAGGGUGUCAACGACGCAAUCCAGAAAGGGUGGCUCAUUGGUCACCCGGUGCAGCGCAUGCGUGUGGUGGUCAAUGACGGUCAGUCACACUCGGUAGAUUCCAGCGAGCUUGCUUUCCGCACGGCUACGGUGCUAUCUAUUCGCCAAGCGUUUAUGAAGGCCAACCCGUGCAUCCUCGAGCCUGUCAUGGCGGUGGAGGUGGAAUUGCCCAACGAGUUCCAAGGGCGAGUUCGCGAUGGAGUACACAAGACACAUGGCAUUGUCGGGCGUGACAUGCAGGAGAAGCUGAUGAACGAGCACGAAAAGGCGCAAGCGGCUAAGAACAAGUAG
Molecule: messenger RNA, 513 nt
Organism: Hyaloperonospora brassicae
Lineage: Eukaryota; Oomycota; Peronosporomycetes; Peronosporales; Peronosporaceae
Source: the annotation of a GenBank genome assembly